CAUCCCACUUCCGGGGAGGGAGGCGGAGGAGCCCCUCCCCACAGCCCACCCCUAAGCCCAGCCCUCGGCUCCCACCCUUGUGUACCUGGGCCGAUCCAUUCCUCAGAGCGCACAGGGGGAGGAGUGGCUUGGAGAGCCUCGGUGGGUCCAGCAAGUUCCUCCCCGAAAGCCGAAAGCGUGCACUUCGUCCACGUUGUUUCCGUUCACUAAAACUCCUAGGACGCGGCAGAGUGGCCUUGGAAUAGGGACAAGGAACGGAAGCGGGAAGGGGAGGAGCGUUCACCCCUCCCGGUCUUGGUGCGCGCCGCGCCCCCUACCCUCCUGGUACUUGGCAAAGGACGCACGGGCUCGGCGCGCCCAGACGGCCGUGAUGGCGCUGGUGGCCCGCGGCCUGUCCUGUGGGCUGGGUUCCCACCCGGCCACCGCAGGCCGGGGCGCGGUCGUCUUCGUGUGGCUAUGGCUCAGCACCUGGUGCACAGCCCCUGCCAGCGCCAUCCAGGUGACUGUGUCAAACCCCUACCACGUGGUGAUCCUAUUCCAGCCCGUGACCCUGCCCUGCACCUACCAGAUGACCACGACCCCCACAGUACCCAUUGUGAUCUGGAAGUACAAGUCCUUCUGCCGGGACCGCAUCGCUGAUGCCUUCUCCUCAGCCAGUGUUGACAACCAGCUCAAUGCCCAGCUGGCGGCUGGUAACCCAGGCUAUAACCCCUAUGUGGAGUGCCAGGACAGCGUACGCACCGUCAGGGUUGUGGCCACCAAGCAGGGCAAUGCUGUGACCCUGGGAGACUAUUAUCAGGGCCGGAGGAUCACUAUCACAGGAGAUGCAGACCUGACCUUUGAGCAGACGGCGUGGGGGGACAGUGGUGUGUAUUACUGCUCGGUGGUCUCAGCGCAGGACCUCCAGGGGAACAAUGAGGCCUACGCAGAGCUCAUCGUCCUUGGCAGGACCUCAGGGGUGGCUGAGCUCUUACCUGGUUUUCAGGCGGGGCCCAUGGAAGACUGGCUCUUCGUGGUCGUGGUCUGCCUGGCCGUCUUCCUUUUCUUCCUCCUCCUGAGCAUCUGCUGGUGUCAGUGCUGCCCACACACCUGCUGCUGUUACGUCAGGUGCCCCUGCUGCCCAGACAAGUGCUGUUGCCCAGAGGCCCUGUAUGCUGCUGGCAAAGCAGCCACCUCAGGCGUCCCAAGCAUCUAUGCCCCCAGCACCUACGCCCACCUCUCCCCUGCCAAGACCCCACCCCCGCCAGCCAUGAUUCCCAUGGGCCCUGUCUACAAUGGGUACCCUGGAGACUUCGACAGAAAUAGCUCAGUUGGCGGCCACAGCUCCCAGGUGCCCCUGCUUCGGGACACGGAGAGCAGCAUGACCUCUGAAGUCCGCAGUGGCUACAGGAUUCAAGCCAGCCAGCAGGAUGACUCCAUGCGGGUCCUGUACUACAUGGAGAAAGAGCUGGCCAACUUUGACCCUUCCCGACCUGGCCCCCCCAAUGGCCGUGUGGAGCGUGCCAUGAGUGAAGUCACCUCCCUCCAUGAGGACGACUGGCGAUCUCGACCUUCCCGGGGGGGCCCUGCCCUCACUCCAAUCCGGGAUGAGGAGUGGGAUCGCCACUCCCCCCGGAGUCCCAGGAGAUGGGAGCAGGAGCCCCCUGCGGAGCAGGCAAGGGGUGGCUGGGGAGCCAGGCGGCCCCGGGCCCGCUCAGUGGAUGCUCUGGAUGACCUCACCCGGCCGGGCUCUGCUGAAUCAGGGAGAAGGUCUCCCCCAAGUAGUGGGAGGAGAGGCCGGGCCUACGCACCCCCCCGAAGCCGCAGCCGUGAUGAUCUCUACAACCAAGACGACUCGAGGGACUUUCCACACUCCAGGGAUCCCCACUACGAUGACUUCAGGUCUAGGAACCGCCCUCAUGCUGACCCCAGGUCCCACUACCACCGGUCCCGGGACCCUCAGGACAAUGGCUCCAGGUCCGGGGACCCCCAAUAUGAUGGGCGGCUACUAGAAGAGGCAUUGAGGAAAAAGGGCCCAGGGGAGAGAAGGAGACCUUACAGAGAAGAAGAGGAAGAAGAGGCCUACUACCCUCUGGCGCCUCCCCCUUACUCUGAGACCGACUCCCAGGCAUCACGUGAGCGGAGGCUUAAGAAGAAUUUGGCCCUGAGUCGGGAAAGUUUAGUCGUCUGAUCUCACGUUUUGUAUGUAGGUUUUGUACUUUUUUUAAUUUGAAGGAAUAAUGAUGAAGCAGUUCCCUAAGUCUAAUAAAAUUUGUAAUCACAAGG
Galeopterus variegatus (Sunda flying lemur) is the source of this 2265-nucleotide messenger RNA. RefSeq names its product lipolysis stimulated lipoprotein receptor (gene LSR). Bases 371 to 2170 code for a protein of 599 amino acids. The transcript has 10 exons. Gene Ontology annotation, biological process: tricellular tight junction assembly; establishment of blood-brain barrier. NCBI's taxonomy places the organism in Eukaryota, Metazoa, Chordata, Mammalia, Dermoptera, Cynocephalidae. Gene Ontology annotation, cellular component: plasma membrane; tricellular tight junction. The record is from RefSeq and is a predicted model, not a curated record.